Molecule: messenger RNA, 1890 nt
Organism: Achroia grisella
Lineage: Eukaryota; Metazoa; Arthropoda; Insecta; Lepidoptera; Pyralidae
Exons: 4
Source: RefSeq, a predicted model, not a curated record
UGUUUAGUUAUCGUAUCCAAAGCUUAUAAAUUUUUCGUAUCACAUAAUGAUAUUUCAAUAUGCAUUAUUAGACCAAUUUUUAUAUCUCAUACCACCAUAAUCCUCAAUUUAGUCGAUGAUGAUAUAAAUUUUACAAAAUGUUAUCAGCCAGAAGAGAUUACUACUUUAAUAUUGUUUAAAGGCGAUGAUUUAUCAUAUGACGUUAUGAAAAGAAAUCUGGAAUUAUUAUUUUUAAAUGGCAAACCGAACAUAAUAAUUAUAACAGAUGUUAUUACAGAGGAUCUCCUCGAUAAUCCCGUUUUUGACGUUAUUAUACAAUCUCACUGGUCCUUUAUGCAUCUAAUUGUUACUGAUAAUAAUAUUGAUUGCAAGCAAACAGAAAUCGACAAGGAUAUAUUAUUAACAGCAGAGAGAUUCCUUAAUGACUUAUGGCACAGAUAUCAAAUAGUUUAUGCAAUAAUUGAAUUUCCUUUAAGCUGUCCACGAAGGUUUAUUACAUUCGAUGGCAAUAAGCAACUAAAUGAUGACUUGUACAAUAGAACUAUAACAAUAGUAGAAGAAGAGCAUCUACAUGAUACUUUUAAGAAGUAUGAAACCGACUUGAGCGUUGACUUUCCAUUGAAAAUAAAUAUAUUUAAACGGUUCCCAACGACAUUAACAUUGCAUUAUUGUGACAAUAUUAAUAACUAUGUACAGUUGGACUUAAAUAUAACUAAUGGAUACUGCGGACUGGAUGCGUUAGUUUUGCACGAUUUCAUAAAGACAUUUAAGUUUAAAGUAAUAUUCGUCAGCAAUGAAGAAAUUAAUAGUUAUGGUUACAUGGUGUCAGGGCGAGCCACGGGUAGUUUGGGAGGUGUUAUACGUCAAGAAAUUGAUAUUUCAUUUAAUUCAAGAUUUUUGACGAAAUACGCGGAUAGUGGUUUCGAUUAUCUUAAUUACAUAUCAUUUGAUUCCUUAUGUGCGCUAACUGCAAUUCCAGACAUUGUACCUCUAUGGCAGUAUCCCAUAAAUAUGUACAGUUUUAAACAAUGGAUGUCCGUAAUAUUUAUUCUUGUAAUUAUAGGUAUAGUGAAAUGGUUGUUCAGUAGACGUUUUCGUGCAAUACUUACAGAAGAACUUUACAAGCCUCAGGUAUAUAUACUAGAAACUGUGUGGUCUGGAAUGUUCGGAUUUUUUCUGAUUAAGAAUUUGCGACGCUGUUUUUUAAUAGCUCUAUGCCUAUUAUUCUCCGUAGUUCUUAAUGCAAUGUAUCAAGGCCACGUGAACUAUAUGUUCACAACUUUAUGGCGAUAUGAGCAAAUGAACACGCUACAAGAUCUUUGCGACUCGAACAUUCCAGUAUUCACGUCGGCUGGUAUGCUAAAUAUACUUGGAGCCGAGGCUGCUAGAAAUUUCUCUAAUAAUGCAAUUACAACAAUUAUAAGGCGCAUGAAAUUAUACGCAGAUCACAGUAAUGAUAUGGCUGACCCACGUUUCUCGGCAACAAUACAAAGACGAUCAGAUAUAACUCUGGUAAUUAUGGAAAACUAUACAGAUACAGACGGGAGACCAUUAUUGUAUGCAAUAGAUGAAUAUUUCUCUAGCUUGUAUUUAUCUUACAUCGCCAAGUCAGGAUUUAUCUUCACACCUCAAGUCCGAAGAUUUAUGAUGCGGAUGGUAGAAGCAGGAUUGCCCGACAAAUAUUACAAAUGGACCAGAUAUACGAUGCGUAUGGGCGAUAUUAAACAGAAUCCAGCUUCGGAACCUCGUCUAUUCACCGAGAUCAAUUUACAGGAAGAACGAAUACCUUUUGCUCUACUUCUAUGCGGUUAUAUCGUAUCAACCCUUAUAUUUAUAAAAGAGAAAUGGUGGGAUUGUCGUAAGACUUGUAAAAUAAGGUGUUUAAAAUGA